Molecule: messenger RNA, 4236 nt
Organism: Filobasidium floriforme
Lineage: Eukaryota; Fungi; Basidiomycota; Tremellomycetes; Filobasidiales; Filobasidiaceae
Exons: 3
Coding region: 145-4113 (1322 amino acids)
Biological process (GO): regulation of DNA-templated transcription
Molecular function (GO): DNA-binding transcription factor activity
Source: RefSeq, a predicted model, not a curated record
CACGCACUCAAUCGUCGACAACAAUCGGAGCACCUCUUUCUCCUCUCCUCUCCUCUUCUUUCCUUCCCACCACGACCUGCCAACUCCCUAUUCUCCCCCUCACGGCCAAAAAAGGGGACGCCAACUGCGCGGAAUCUCGAAAGGAUGGAGCUCGAUUUCGACGACAUCGACAUUCCCAUCUCGGACGCACGACUAUCACACCUCUCCCCCGUCCCAUCUUCAGCCGUACCCGUCAACGCUGCCAACAAGCUCUCUUCCUCAGAUAUCGGUUCGAAGCGGGGUCACAAGGCUGCCGGCCGUAAAGGAGCUGGGGCUGGGUCGAACGUGCUCGAUAAGCAGCUCCAGGGAGCCGACCAGGACGAUCACGACCUAGACGACGGCUUAUUGAUAGGAGAUGACGAUGUGAUGGAUGGGACAGGCUUGAUGGAUUGGCAGUCGAUUGAUACGGGAGACUUUGACUUUAGCUCGACGUUUCCCUCGACGACACCACAGAUGCACGUCCGGACCGACCUCCCUCAUCCGAUCUCUCCCCGGUUGUUUCAAGAUGGCGCGGACGAGGAAGACUUGGCGACCCCUUUGACCGCCAGGCCGAUCGUGAACAGCUCGUCAAAUGCCCCUGCUGAGGCUGGUUUUACCGGAUUCUCCAACCAUGGAUUGCAGGACGAUUUCGCUGCCAGCUAUUCGUCCUCGGUAUCCGGAUUCGGCAUGCUUCAUAAUCAUCUCGGUCAUAGUCAGGGUCUUGGAGGAGCUCCCGGACAUACCUUUGGGAUGAACAUGCCUUUACAUCCUUCACAGGCGAACACUGGUGGGAUGCAGUUCGGUCUACCGCAGCAACAGCAACCGUUGCAACACCAGCAAGGAUAUCCUCAGCACCAGCAUAACGGGCAAGGACACGUUCAUUCGCAGUCGUUUGCCGGCCCUGGUCUGAGCAUGUCGAUGAUCAAUCCUCCAAAGUUGUUCGGACAGGAACACGGGCUACCUAUGCACCCAGGACAAGGCUUCUUGAAUCAACCUCUUCCUUUCCAACCUCAAGAUCAACAUUCGCAGCACCUGCAACAACCCGGUUCGCAGAUCCAAUCGAGCGUGCCUUCUUCGGCGCUCUGGCCCGGGUCGGCAUCUCUCCCGAACCUGAACCAUCUAGCCGGAUCGGGCUUGUCGUUUUCGUUACCAGGAUCUAGCUCUGGCAAUAUGACCGGAAAGAAGGCCGGAAAAGCUGGUGACAAACGACCGAAAAAACGGGCGAGGUGUAGUGAGGGGAGCGACGAAGAGGGACAACAGGUCGCCGCAGGGUCUACUUCUGGUUCACCAAAGGAGAAGGAGAAGAAGGUUGGCAAGGACAAGGAGUCCAAGCUGGAACAAGGAGGUGAUCUCGACAACGAGGUCGAUGAGGAUUCUGAUGCCGAGGGGACCGAGCUGGGGGAGAUCAACGACGAGGUCGGGUUGAAUGAGAGCGGAAUGAUGGGCAUGUCGUCCUCGAUGACCUCUUCGGCGGGUUUCGUCCCCGGAAUGCUCGGUUUGAGGGAUGGGAGCGUCCUAGACGUCGGCGCGGACGGAAUGAGCCCGGGAAGCACUGGAUCAGGGUUCGCCAAGGAUGGCAGUGCUGCUGCCGGUGGUGGGGAUGGGAACGACGACUCUGUCAGUGACCAAAAGGACGGAAAGUUUCGAUUGAAGGGCGGGUUGACAGUCCCUCUGGGCAAGAAGAAAAAGGUUCCUCCUCCCGGCGGGUUCAAACCAUGGAACACCUCGCCUUCAUCUUCCCACUUGCCCUCCGGAUCAGCUUGUAUUAACCCGGUCACGGGCGAGGUAGAAUUGCCUCCGAUGGACAAUCUCACCAAAGAGGAGAUCCGCAAAGUCAAGAAUCGAGCGUCGGCGCAGCGGAGCCGAACGAGGAAGGGCGAGUUGUUGGGCGGAUUGAUGGACGAGGUCAACAGGUUGAGGGAACGCUUGAGAGACGUGACGAACGGCGCAGAGGGUGGGGAUGGUGACGACGCUUCGAUGGGCGCCGAAGAGUUUCUACGCAAGACGCACGCUGCGAGAGCAGCUAGGGGCGGGAGCGUGAUGAGCUCGACGGGUUCCGUCGGGAGGGACGAGGAAAAGGAAGGGAUGAAGAUGUUGAUCGAACGUUUACGUGCCGAGGUGGAAAACGAGCGUAAAGCGCGAGAGGCCGCCGAGGCUCAAGGAUGGAUGUGGAAAAACAAGCACGAUCAAUUGAUCAGCAGUAUCGCCCUCGGAGCCGGGGAGACGAUCAAUCCAGGCCUCGUCUCAGACCCUCCCGCCUCGGUUAGGAACGCCAGGAGUGAAGAGGACAUGGACAAGACGACCCUGGGGCUACCCGAUCUGGACAAGAUGGGCGGCGAUGACGACGAGGAUGAAGACAGGCAAGACGCAGACGAGGAUCAACUGAUGGAACUGUCGUCUGCCGGUCAUCUCGAUGCCGCCGCCGCUCCGGUCAAGGUCGGCCGAGCGCAACUUGAAACAGUUAGUGAGUCUGAGGACGGCGGGCGAGACUUGGUCCAGGCGAAAAAGAAGGAAAAGGCGGUCGUCAAGGGAAGUCAAAGGGAUAGCAAGGGGGUCCUGAUGAUGGUCGUCCUCUUCUCUUUCGCCCUCUUCUCGCUACCGCCGCACAUGCGGACGCCCGGAUUUAACACGUCGACGGCUUUCCACAUGAGCACAAACGGUAACGCUGAAGCCGCCGCCUUGUUUGAGAAGCUCCUGCCCUAUAGUACCAAGGCCUCGUCAUCUGGGGACAUGGAUGUCGAGGGCGAGGACGAUACCGACGCGUUGUUGGCCAUCGCCGAUGCGGCUUCCAAGGGCGUCGUACCUACCUCUGCUCGUCGUCAACCCGUCAAGGGCCGCAAGAGCUUGUCGUUCACUUUGCUCAAACCCAUCGACGAGGAAAAGGCGGCCGAGUUCGAGAAGGCCGAUCGCAAGAGCCCUGGUGAACCCAACGACGGCUUGAACGCUGACGCCGACGCAACGCUUGGUGGCACGGUCGAGGAUGUGCUCGAAAAGUGGCUCGGAUUAAGCCUGUUUGACAACAAGAAUGGCGACAGGUCGGCCAAGGACGCCAAUCCUGAAGCUGAUACGACUGAUAAAGGCAUACCUGGUGGCUGGAUCGUUGUAAAGUCGAGCCUGACCGACGAGGACGGCAAUGCGAUCGACGCGGGUCAAAAGGACGACAAGAGGUUCGAACGCGCCAGCGAGCUGUCGAGCAGGUCCUCGACCGCUUCUCCGCUGACGACCGGCUUCAAGGCGCUGACCGCUUGGGAUGGUACGCCGAUCGAUCCGAUGCAGUUGGACGAGGACGUGAUGUCGGUUUCGCAUCACGGGCACGAGGAUAAUGACGACCAUGGUGACGGGUUCCUUCGAGCUUCGGUCCACGGGGACGGGUUGACGAUGCCGUUCGCUCCGGAUAGACGAGCCAAGCCCGACGGCCCUAGCCCCACUCUCGCUCCCGAGUUCCAGGAAGACCCUCUGGAUGAUGAACAGCGUAAUCAGCGUGCAGCUUCGGUUCCUACCCAUGGAAGUGGAAGUGCUUCGGGGACCAGCGCUCGUCGACUGCCCCCUUCGACCAGCUCGACCGAUCGACACCGUCGGCAGUCACUCUCCGUCCUCGGCAACGGUUUCCCCGGAAUCACCCCGAGUCACCUUGCCCCGAACGCCGCAUCCUCCUCCUCGUCAGCGACUCCAUCUACCGCACCCUCGCCCUCGGUUUCAGGCAGCAUUUCGUCCUCCCGCACGCUCCCCUCUUCGCCCAGCUCGGCUUAUGCGCCGACCAGGGUCCGAUCUAUGCCCUCGAGCGCGCUCAUGCGACUCGAAGAACGACCGGCUAACGAGAAAUACAUGAAGCUGGAGCUCGAGGUCGAUUUCGAGGUAGAGCUUACGUGUCGCGGAGUGAGGACGAGAAGCGGGACCACUUCUACGCCCUCUUCUGCAGCAAUGUCGAUGUCGAGCUCUCUAGACGGAGAGACCAUAGGGCGAUCCGACGCUUCAACCUUGCGUGCUGGCCCUGACCGUGGAGUCAGCUUGGUUGACAAGGAAGAGGUCGGGAGGUUGCUGAGCUCUGGGCUGAACUUGGGGGACAAGGGAGGGUUCUUGAAUCUGGGACUGUGAGCUGGGGUCGGGGCUUGCUUGACGAUCGACUGUGAUGAACAACGAGAUUACGAAUGGAGAAGGACUGGGGAUCGACUCUCGAUAUGAAAAUGGACAUAGAAGAAUCUCUAUCGGAACGACUUG